AAUUUGAAACAUGAUCACACUAAACCAUUUAAGUACAGAGGAUCCAGCCGAUGGUUGUCCACUGAUACCUGAAGCUGAGGAGGCCACACUUCCAUCCUAUGAGCUGGGGACAAGGCCAGAGUCUUUUUUCAUCAGCAGGACUGUAAACUUGACUAUUAGUCUGGUGUUGCUGAUAAGCUGCUACUCAGCAAUACUGAUCCCGGCCUACUUACCUGCAGAUGGCAGUUACCAUGAAUUUCCAAAAGAUCUGGUCUUACUAAAUCUGUCUGCGUCCCUGCUGUCCAGUCCAUGCCAGCCUCGGUGGUGUCUGACACAUCUUAAACCUUUGUCCUGUUCGCCUGGCCUCUUGAACAUCCCUGUGUUUGUGCAGCAAGAGCACCCCAUGUCGUGGGAGCGCCCCCCUCCUCUGGGGUUGCAGGGCAGUGAGCAGCACCUGGCGCUGGCUCUGGCCUCUCUGCCUCAGCUGGAUCUGCCACCAUUUCUGAGCAAAGAGGGCCACUGCAGACGCUGUGUUGUCGUGGGCAAUGGGGGGGUACUGCACGGUAGCCAUCUUGGAUCACAUAUUGAUCAGUAUGACAUCAUCAUAAGGCUGAACAAUGCUCCAGUGCCUGGCUUUGAGAGGGAUGCUGGGUCCAGGACCACAGUCCGGUUGCUCUACCCAGAGGGAGCACCCCACUCUGCAGAUGAGUACAAACAGACCUCCAUGGUUGCUCUCGUGGUUUUUAAAAGCCUCGAUCUGGACUGGCUUACUUCUGUCAUCACCAAACAACCCCUGAGCUUCUGGUCCAAAAUGUGGUUCUGGAGGGAUGUGGUGGAGGAGAUUCCCCUGAGACCUGAGAACUUUCGAAUUCUCCAUCCAGAGAUUAUUCACAAAACAGGCCAAGCUCUACAGAAGUACGCAUUCAAACAAGGGAAUAUGGUGCCGACACUCGGGGCCUGUGCUGUGGUCAUGGCUCUGCAGAUGUGUGAUCAUGUGAGUCUAGCAGGUUUUGGAUACAACAUGCAGCAUCCAGAGGCAAGACUUCAUUACUAUGAGGAGAUACGUAUGGACGCCAUGAAAGCUCAAGUGGUCCAUGAUGUAAGUGCAGAGAAGCUCUUCUUGAGGGACUUGGUGGCUGCAGGAGCUGUGACUGACCUGACGAGGGCGCUGUGAGCCACUGGAGCAGAAAGUGAUAAUACAUUGAACUGUGAAUGCACUCCCCCCCACUCAUACACAAAAGUCCUAUAUACAGUCAGACUGACCUUUACAAUGUACGAGCCUGACUAAUGACUCACUAAUGAAUGUAAAGGUUAAACUUGAUUCAUGUAAAUAGAGAAGUCAUAAUUUAACACUGUGUUUAAACCACC
Messenger RNA from Periophthalmus magnuspinnatus, 1347 nucleotides. It is a transcript of the gene st3gal7, whose product is annotated as ST3 beta-galactoside alpha-2,3-sialyltransferase 7. Gene Ontology annotation, molecular function: lactosylceramide alpha-2,3-sialyltransferase activity. Bases 11 to 1153 code for a protein of 380 amino acids. The record is from RefSeq and is a predicted model, not a curated record. The transcript is spliced from 7 exons. NCBI's taxonomy places the organism in Eukaryota, Metazoa, Chordata, Actinopteri, Gobiiformes, Gobiidae.